AUGACCAAGACCCCAAUCUCCGCCCUCCCGCUGCCCCCCGCCUCGCACCUGCUCCCGCUCAACCUCACCCCGGACACCGAAACGCCCUCCGUCCCCGCCUUCCGCGCCGCCCUCGCCAGCACCCCCAGCAUCCAGCGCCGCGCGCGCCUCCUCGCCCCGCAAUGCCACUUCUCCCACGUCGCGCCCCUCCCCAUCGCCUUCCCGUACGACAUCCCCCCGCCCGACGACCCCAAGCUCGCCCACGACAAGAUGGCCGUCGUCGAGCGCUGGCUGGGCGCGCGCGAGGCGCGGCACGCGCGCCCGGGUGCCAAGGGGCCGCUGAGCAUGUACUACCCCGAGCAGCGCGACGCGCCCCGCGAGCUCCUCGGCCUCUCCGCGGCGGGCAUCCGCGACUGCGUCCCCGCGCUGCACGUCGGCGACGCGUUCGCGACGCUCGGCACGCCCACGCUCGCGCACGCGUUCGACGACGAGGACGUCCCCGCACCGGCGGAGGAGGACAAGCGCAUCCGCGAGGAGCUCGUCGACGUCCUCGCCGGCCACGCGGUCCUCAUGUCCGGCGAGGACGACGAGCGCGCGACGCCCUUCGCGCCCUGGGCGCUCCGCUACAGCGGGCACCAGUUCGGCGUGUGGGCCGGCCAGCUGGGCGACGGGCGCGCCGUCUCCAUUCUGGCGACGCCGCACCCGGCCGACCCCGACACGACGUACGAGCUGCAGCUCAAGGGCGCGGGCCGCACCCCGUUCGCGCGCAGCGCCGACGGGCUUGCCGUCACGCGCUCCUCCGUGCGUGAGUUCCUCUGCGCCGAAGCGAUGCAUGCCCUCGGCAUCCCCACCACCCGCUCCAUCGCAUUGAUCUCCCUCCCCGCCGUACCCGUGCAGCGCGAGCGCGAAGAGUCCGCGUGCGUGCUCACAAGAGCCGCGCCGUCGUUCGUGCGUGUCGGCUGCUUCGAGGCGCUGAACCCGCCCGCGGGCAUGUUCUUCCUCGGCGGCGGGCAGCAGGACGCGGACUGGGAGGCGCUGAGGCGGUUGGGGGAGUGGGUGGUUAGGCGGGUGUUGAGGUUGACUUUGGAGGAAGGGGAGAGGGGCAGGUGGGGGAAGGAGCUGGUGUUGGAGGUGGCGAGGCGGAAUGCGCGGAUGGUGGCGGGGUGGCAGGCGUAUGGGUUCAUGCACGGCGUGAUCAACACGGACAACGUGUCGAUUCUAGGCCUGACGAUAGACUACGGACCCUUUGCGUUCAUGGACGUCUUCAACCCGUGGCAUAUAUGUAACCACACCGACGAGGAAGGGCGCUAUUCCUACCGGGCCCAGCCAAGCAUGAUCAUGUAUGCGUCCGAGGCUCUAUUGACGGCCCUCGCGCCGCUCAUCGGUGCCGAAGCCGAGCUCGGGCACGCCGUCGGCCCAGGCUGGGCGCAGGACGUCCCGGACGCGAAGGUCGACGAAUGGCGCAAGGCCGGCGCGGAGCUCGUCAAGGCCGAGCUGCACCACGUCAUCCUGGACGAAUGCGGGAGGGAGUACGGCAGGCUCAUGCACAAGCGCCUGGGCCUGCGGCGCUACGACGCGGGCGACGAGGCGCAGCUGUGCCGCCCGCUGCUGGAUAUUAUGGAGGAGCACAAGCUCGACUUCCACGGGACCUUCCGCGCGCUGUGCGCCUUCCGCCCCGCGCUCCUCCGCCCGCCCGCGCACGUCAACGGCGGCGGCGACCAUCCCAACCCCGCCUCCCCACAGAGUCCCCUCGACCCCUUCCUCUCCGCGCUCCUCAGCCAGUCGCCCGAGGCGGAGCGCAUGGACCGCGACAAGGCCGCGCGCGACUGGACGGCGUGGCUCGGCGCGUACGCGGCGCGCAUCGAGAGCGAAAGAGAUCGGUGGGGCGCGGACCCCGACGCGGAGCGCGCGCGGGAGGCGCGGGCGGCGAACCCGCGGUUCGUCCUGCGGCAGUGGGUGCUCGAGGAGGUCAUCAGGAAGGUCGAGCAGGACGCGGAGAGCGGGCGGAGGGUGCUCGCGAAGGUGCUGCAGAUGGCGUGCAGCCCGUUCGAGCCGUGGGGCGCGGAGGGCGAUGAGACGCCGGAUGAUCAGCUGGAGCCGGAGGUCAGGGAGGAGAGACGGUUCUGCGGUAUGGGAGAGAAGCAAAUGAUCGGGUUCCAGUGUAGCUGCUCAAGCUGAUUUCGAUGUCCCGCUGUAUGCUGUAAAUUUGUUCGUCCGUACAUGUGUAUUCCUCUGUUGUAUUGUACUGUUCACACAACACCUGCAUCAUACUAUGCAUGUCCUUACUCUGCCC
This is a messenger RNA of Gloeophyllum trabeum ATCC 11539, 2272 nucleotides long. Its product is annotated as UPF0061-domain-containing protein. Bases 1 to 2157 code for a protein of 718 amino acids. Lineage: Eukaryota; Fungi; Basidiomycota; Agaricomycetes; Gloeophyllales; Gloeophyllaceae. The transcript is spliced from 9 exons. The record is from RefSeq and is a predicted model, not a curated record.